AUGCCGAAAGAUUGUCAAUCGACAGUUCGACAUCGUCAAGGAACAAAGAAUAAACAACAGAUUCCUUCAUCAACAGAAACAAGAGCAGAAAAAAAUAAAAGUUAUUCUCAGAUAAAGCUAUCUUCUCUUGGCUAUCCUUUGGUUUUAUUAAUUCUUACAUUAGUUAUAUCCUAUUUUCAUUUUAUAUAUAUAUAUGAAUUAUUUGAGAAUGAUAAACAUUUUUCACAUUUAUCAACAUUAGAACGUGAAUUAUCAUUUCGUACGGAAAUGGGUCUCUAUUAUUCAUAUUUUAAACAGAUUGCUAUUGAUUCAUCAUCAUUUAUAGAAGGUUUUUUAUCAAUUAUAUCUGAUAAUCGAACAGAAGCACCAACAACAAUUAAUGUUUUAGAACGUUUUAAUCUUUAUCCAGAAGUUUUACUUAGUUUAAUUUAUCGUAUUAUGAAUUCUCAAGGUAUGUUAACAGAAAUAUGUUAUCGGAUUGAUCGAGGUCAAACUAUGAGUCCAGUUUUAUCAUGUGAAGGACAUAAAGAACCAACUUAUUUCUAUGUAACAAGUGUUUUUAUAUUAAAUGGACUUUUACUUGGUAUUUUAUUUUUAUUUGGAACAUAUUUAUCAAAAAGUAUAUUAGGUGGAAUAAUAACAACACUUGCUUAUAUAUUCAAUCAUGAUGAAGCAACAAGAGUUAUGUGGACACCACCACUUCGUGAAAGUUUUUCAUUUCCGUUUCAUGUUCUUCAACUGUUUGUUGUCACAUAUAUUUUGCAACAACAACAAAUAUUGACUAAUACUAAUGCUAUUAAAUCUCUCAUAGGAUAUAUAAAGAAAAAUGAUGAAUCAAUACAUGUUGAUUCACCACAAAAUUUAAUAUCUCAUAGACACAAAAUAAAACUUGUUUUAUUGCUUAUUGGUUCCACAGUUUUAUACAUGUUGCCAUGGCAAUUUGCUCAAUUUACAUUAGCUACUCAAUUAUUAUCACUUGGUCUUCUGUAUAUACUUAAUAUUUUACCAUUCCAUCAAUUUUUCUUUAUUUUAUCUGCUCAAAUUCUUUCAUUAAUAAUAUCAGCUGUAUUAAUGUUUGGUAAUCGAAUGUUACUAACUUCUCUAUUUUCAAUAACAUUAUUUUCAUUUUAUUUGGUUUGUCUUGUGGAUAAUUUUUUUCUUCAUUCAUCAUUUUCAUUCCAAUCAUGUCGAUGGAUUAUUAUUAUUAUUCGUCGAAUGAUUCUUUUUUUUGUUGCAUUUAUUUUAAUUAAAUUUGUCAUAAUUAAUUUUCUUUUUUCAUCAGCUGAUGAUGAUGCUCAUAUUUGGGAUAUAUUAAGGUCAAAGUUAUCCUCAACAUUCCGAACAUUUGAUACUCAAUUAUAUACAUGUGCAAAAGAGUUUGAUUUUAUUGAUAUGGAAACAAUAGUAAAAUUAUGUCGAACUGGUCUUAUUCCAUUUUCAAUGAUAAUCAUCUGUCGUUUAGUAUAUGAUUUUAUUAUGGAUAUAUUUAAAAAAAAUAAUAAUGAAAAUAAACAAAUAUGGAAUUAUUAUCAUAUUAUUCAAACAGGUGCUUAUCUAUUGAUGGCUUUAUUAAUAAUGCGUUUAAAAUUAUUUCUUGUUCCACAAUUAUGUCUUUUGGUAAGUUUAUUUAUGAAUGAACAAUUAUGGCCAAGAAAAUUUAUUACAUGGAAAAAAUGGAAAUUAAUAGUUUUUAUUUUGAUUCUUCUCAGCAUGAGUAUUCAAGGACGACAAAAUAUCAAAGCACAAUUGAAAAUAAAAGGUGAAUAUUCUAAUUAUCCAAUGGAAAAAAUGAUUGAAUGGAUUAAUUUAAAUACUGGAAAUGAAUCAAUAUUUGCUGGUACAAUGCCAACAAUGGCUAAUUUAAAAUUAUCAACACGUCGUCCAAUUAUUGUUCAUCCUCAUUAUGAACAUAGAAAAAUUCGUCAUCGUGUUAAACUUGUUUAUGCAAUGUUUUCAAGAAAACCACUUCGUUAUAUAUAUUCAAUAUUAAAACAAUAUCAUGUUGAUUAUUAUAUUUAUGAAUCUCAUUGGUGUACAAUAACAAAUCGUCCAAAAGGAUGUUCAUUUCCUGAAAUGUAUGAUAUUGAUGAACAAGAUCAAAAAAUCUUAACACGUACAACUCUUGCAUGUCAAACUCUUCAAUCUCAUCCUCAACCAUAUUUUAAAAAACUUUUUACUUAUGAUUAUCUCAGUAUUUAUCAAGUUUUAUGA
Messenger RNA from Rotaria sp. Silwood1, 2211 nucleotides. The record is from the annotation of a GenBank genome assembly. NCBI's taxonomy places the organism in Eukaryota, Metazoa, Rotifera, Eurotatoria, Philodinida, Philodinidae.